UUGGUAUCUCGUGAUUCAACGCUACACUAGACAUGUCUUUACUGCGUUUGGCCGGGGAUAGAGCAAAUGAAUUGAAGAAAAAAUGAUGAUUGGGGGGGGUUGGCAUCAUCUUUUUUAUUGUCAUGGGAGACUGCAGGGCAGUCCCCGGUGCACUACGGCGUAUUUAAUACUUGACUUUUUUUCUCUCUGGUCUCUGCUUGUGUACAUGUGUUUUGGUAAACCUGUCCUUUUCUUUUUACUACAGUCUCUGCUUUCGUCAGUCGUUAGUACAAAAAAACAAACUUGAUAAACGGGAGCGGUGAGGCCAAGAUCACGCGACGGAUGGUUGGAGGGGUUUUCGAUCAAUAU
Molecule: messenger RNA, 348 nt
Organism: Bipolaris sorokiniana ND90Pr
Lineage: Eukaryota; Fungi; Ascomycota; Dothideomycetes; Pleosporales; Pleosporaceae
Exons: 1
Coding region: 83-286 (67 amino acids)
Source: RefSeq, a predicted model, not a curated record